AACAGAUUUCGUCAUCAGUGUGCGACGGCUGUACAGUUAUCGCUGUAUUCACAGGCGUCCUUGGGACUCUGUGAGUGUUGUACCGAGUUAUUAAAUCGUUUAAUUGCUUAUUUACAAUUUGAAGGGAUCCUAAAGUUCACUUAGUGAUGAAUCGCCUUUGAUCUAUGAUGUUUAUGACCACAUUUUAAGCAGUACAUCUAUAACCACCAGACUUUCACCAAUAAACAAAUGAACACAGAGAUGAGUGCCCCUAAUGCCAGUGAACGCAAAGCCUGCUGGGGAGCGAGAGACGACCUGUGGAAGUGUUUAGAUGUCAAUCAGGACGAGACAUCUGCCUGUGGGAAACAACUGAAAGAGUUUGAAUCCAAGUGUCCUGCGCAGUGGGUGAAGUAUUUCAGCAAAAGAAGGGACUUCUUGAAGUACAAGGAUAAAAUCGAAAAUGAAGGAUAUGAACCCACAGAGGGAGCACCGAAAUUAUAGUUGAAACAGACUUGCAUUAAACAACACUGGACAUUAGAGAUGUGACCUGGACUCUAUGACCAAUAAAGGCAGAGAUGCACUUAAAUGUUUGCUAAUGAUAAAUAAAGCCUUUUCCCUGAUCAUCUUAUUUAUGUGUAUGGGUGGAGAUUAUCAAUAAACAUGAUCUCACAAGUUA
Messenger RNA from Misgurnus anguillicaudatus (oriental weatherfish), 655 nucleotides. It is a transcript of the gene coa6, whose product is annotated as cytochrome c oxidase assembly factor 6. The record is from RefSeq and is a predicted model, not a curated record. Lineage: Eukaryota; Metazoa; Chordata; Actinopteri; Cypriniformes; Cobitidae. Gene Ontology annotation, biological process: mitochondrial ATP synthesis coupled electron transport; respiratory chain complex IV assembly. Gene Ontology annotation, cellular component: mitochondrion.